Molecule: messenger RNA, 123 nt
Organism: Cetraspora pellucida
Lineage: Eukaryota; Fungi; Glomeromycota; Glomeromycetes; Diversisporales; Gigasporaceae
Source: the annotation of a GenBank genome assembly
AAAUAAUAAGCAUAAUGAUAAUGAGUCUUUAUUUGAUGAAGAUAGUGAAUAUGAGUAUAAUUAUAGAAUUGGUAUUAAAUUAGCAAAUGGUACAACUAUUCCUAAAAAUAAUGUAUAUCCAAG